This is a messenger RNA of Paramisgurnus dabryanus, 2107 nucleotides long. RefSeq names its product kelch domain containing 8A (gene klhdc8a). The record is from RefSeq and is a predicted model, not a curated record. NCBI's taxonomy places the organism in Eukaryota, Metazoa, Chordata, Actinopteri, Cypriniformes, Cobitidae. Gene Ontology annotation, molecular function: protein binding.
UAUUGACGGCUUAUCAAGGGGACGUCUCAUCGAGAAACCGUGCCGGUCGGUAAGGGGCGAUGACGGUGCCCUCGGCCCAUGAGUUUCACUGGCAGAGCCUGGCUUCUCUUUCCAGUGCCCGCGUGUAUCACUCGUUGGCUGAUGUCGGUGGGCAGCUCUAUAUGGUAGGGGGUUGCGAUGCUUCGGGUCGACCCACCAGCGCUCUCGAGCGCUACUCUCCGGAGGUAGACCGAUGGAUAAGUCUUUCUUCGAUGCCAACGCCGAGAGCAGGGGCAGCGGUGGCUGUCUUAGGCAGACAGCUUCUGGUGGUCGGAGGAAUGGGAAAGGAUCAGCGCCCCCUAAAGGCAGUGGAGGUGUACAACACAGAUGAAGGCAAAUGGAGGAAGAGGUGUUCGCUCAGAGAAGCAUCUAUGGGACUUUCGGUCACUGUUAAAGAUGGCAGAGCUCUUACUGUUGGGGGAAUGGGAGCCGACCUCCUGCCCAGAAGUGUUCUCCAACAGUACGACCUUCGCAAGGACGUUUGGGCACUGUUGCCGCCCAUGCCCACCCCUCGAUACGACACCAGCGUCUGCCUACUGGGCUCCAAGAUUUACGUGGCAGGUGGACGUCAGUGCAAGCGUUUGGUGAAGGCUUUUGAAGUCUUUGACAUUGAAACCCGUAGCUGGUCUACUCUACCCAGCCUGCCCUGCAAGAGAUCUUAUUCGGGGGUGUUAUGGGACAGCGCAGGGCGUCUCUGCUGGUUAGGAGGACUCAGACAAGGAGGAAUACACCAAAGUUCAAAGUUUACCAAGAACGUUAACAUCUUUGACACCAACCAAGGAUUGUGGCUGAAAUCAGAGGACACCGUACCCUUGAAAACUAAGCGAGCAGACUUUGCCGCAGCAAUAGUUCGAGGCAGAAUGAUUGUGGCAGGGGGUCUGGGGCAUCAGCCGUCGGUGCUGGACACUGCUGAAGCUUUCCACCCCGAUAAGAGAAAAUGGGAGAGGCUGUCACCCAUGGCCACGCCUCGUUGCUCUGCGUCCAGCAUCGUGAUCCGUGAUCGCCUAUUGGUGGUGGGAGGUGUCAAUCAAGUCCCUAGCUCCGCCCAUGAGAUUCUAUAUGUAAAAGAGGAGGAGAUUCUUUAAUCGCUGAUUGUUUCUAUUUAGAUGAGAGACAAAAGCUGCCUUCGAAGAUCGGGUAAUUGUUACACUUAGGCCUGAAACACAAAGUAUGCAAACACAGAUGCAAAUGUUUGGCUAUGGUAUUGUAAGCCAGCUGUCUCUUACGUUGUGUGUUAAUGCUUUACUUCGGUGAUAACAAACCUCGAGAUGACAGUAGAGUUACCGUCAAAUGUUUGUGCCAAAAUGUUGCCUUCACAUCGGAAAAUUUCUCCCCCGCCUCCUUUUGAAGUCAUGAGGUCCUUUGCUGUAUAAUUGCAAUGUAAAUUGCAUCUUGAAUUCAAUUUUGAUAUAUUUUGGAAUGCUACGCAUGAAAUCAAAUUUCGCAUAACUAACAUUCACAUGCUUGCAUGGAGUAUGUUUCGGGCCUAACGUCUGUACAACAAGGUUCUCCGAUGCUAGACUGUUUAUAUGAAUAAGCUACACUAUCGUCUGAUGAUUGCACAUAAUAAGCACAAUGUUAGAAACAACACAGAUGUAUUUGAAGCUUAGGGUUCGUGCCAUUUUUACAGAGCGCACAGCAACGACAAUCCGCUUCCUAAAGCCAACAAGCCCAAACAUUCACCGAGCCAAGAAAAUAAUGAAUAAAUACACUUCAGAAAGAGAUGAAAUAUGUUUGAAAUGAAAUGAAAUGAAUUCAGUCGUGUCUUUAUAGUCGUCUCUGUUGAGAUGUUUAGGGUAUUUGCUAAUAAAUCAACAGCUGUUUUUUAGCAUUAUUGUUUAGUAUUGCAAAUUUAGGGUGUUUAUUGUGCACACCUCCCUGUGAGUUAUAAUCGUUUAGAACAUGCAGAGUUUGGUGGCUUGUAUGGUGAAUAUGUUUAACUAGGUUUAGAUAGUAUUAUCUGAACUGUAGCACACACAUGCAAUUCUUUUUCUAAAAUGUUUACAAGGUUAUUAUUAGCAAUUUAAGGUAGCAUAUUAAAUGUUACUGUAUAUAUAUAUAUAUAUAU